AUGAAAUUUUGUCGGAUGAGUAAGAGAUUCGCGUGGAUUUCUCUUGUAGGAAAGAGGCAAAGGCAAAAAGUAGGCCACAUAGGUGGCGUGUUUAUCCUGUUAACGCUUGCAAUUGCGAGGGAACCAACACUCUCCACCUCCGCACAAUUUGAUAACGCAAUUCAACUCAAAAAGUGAGAAAGAACCAAACUAAAACAAUUUUCAACUAUAAAUAGUUCAUAAUUCAUUCAGUUGAGUCUUUUUGACUUUUUCAGAAAUUAUUAUUAUUAUUAGUUUUAGAAUCACAGAGUUAUGGCAGCUUCUUCAUUAUCCAAUUUAAAAACACCACUUCACUUUCAUUCCUUCAAAAACCCUUUCUAUUCUCGAUUCAUUCCGUCACUUUCUCACUCCUUCAACAACCCUAGGCCGUUUCAUUCUGCUUCCUCUUCUCUCAAAGUUGCUGCUUCUUCUUCCGAUUCUGCUGAUAAUUUGCUCCAGAAGCCGGUUAUUUCUCAAGGGAAAGGAAUUGGUGAGGAACAUUGCUACGAACAAGAGCAAGAUGAUAAUGCUGAAGAAGAAGAUAAGUGGUUUGAUUGGGAAGAUCAGAUUUUACAAGAUACCGUUCCUUUGGUUGGGUUUGUUAGAAUGAUUCUUCAUUCUGGAUUAUAUGAAAGUGGAGAUAGAAUAACUUCAGAGCAUGAAAAAACUAUUAUUGAGAAGCUGAUUCCAUUCCAUCCAGAAUCUGACAAAAAGAUUGGCUGUGGAAUAGAUUAUAUUACGAUUGGAUAUCAUCCUGAUUUUGAUCGCUCUAGGUGUAUGUUCAUAGUGCGAAAAGAUGGAGAGAUGGUUGAUUUUUCAUAUUGGAAAUGCAUAAAGGGUUUGAUCAGAAAGAACUAUCCAUUAUAUGCAGACAGUUUCAUUAUCAGGCACUUCAGAAACCGGAGUCGUAGCUUCUCAAGUUAAUAUCUUCUGAAUGUUGUACAAUUAAAUGUUCCAUUUUUCGUGUUCUCUGAUUGCUGAUAGCUAGCAUACUAUUUUAAUAGUAUGUAAAUAAAAACUACAGAAAUUUAUGGAGUUCACUGAUAAUCGCCAUCUGGAUAUAGAAUCCAUUUUAUUAAUGAUGAGUAUUGACAAUAUGUUUGCAGUGAUUUAAAAUUAUGGGAACGUAGAUUUUGUAUAUAGACCUUGAUGACAAUGUUCCUUUCAGUUAAUUUAAAGAAAUUGAAGUUUAGUUUAUUUUUAAUCCAAUGCUGUUGUGUUGUAUAGGAAGACAUGUUAUCCUAUUUCAAAUUUUCAGAUCUCAACGGUUGAAUUAGUAAUAAAUAUUAUGGUAGAGAAUGGACUACUAUAAUUGACAGUUCCUGUCUCUCCCUUCUAUAUGAGACACCUGUAUUAUCUUGGUCUUUGUUGGUAGAAAAAUGGGCAGGUGUCCUAAUAAGUUUGGGCUGUUCCAUAGUUGGUUGGUGGCUCAGUGACCACAUGGCUUGAAACAGAAAACAUUUCUUUCCUUUAAUAACAUUCAAUUUGAUUUUAUUAUGGGGAGAUCGAAUCAUCCCUUGCCACUUUAGGCACUUCUACUACCACAAAUAGAUCAAGAUGGAUGAUUAGUAAAUAUAUAUAAACCGUUAAAACCUAUAAUAUAUUCUUAAUCUAUUUGUAGUGUUUAUUAGAUUGUAUAUUUCCUCUUUAGGCUUAUAUAACUUCUUUAAUAUUUAAGAAGAG
This is a messenger RNA of Vicia villosa (hairy vetch), 1701 nucleotides long. RefSeq names its product protein DCL, chloroplastic-like. Bases 292 to 942 code for a protein of 216 amino acids. Gene Ontology annotation, cellular component: chloroplast. The transcript has 3 exons. Gene Ontology annotation, biological process: chloroplast rRNA processing; chloroplast organization. The record is from RefSeq and is a predicted model, not a curated record. Lineage: Eukaryota; Viridiplantae; Streptophyta; Magnoliopsida; Fabales; Fabaceae.